UUAUUUAUUAAUAAAGUGUUAUUUAUAGUAGUACUCUUCAGAAAUUAGAUCAACUUCAUAAAGAAGAACUUUCAGAUUUAAGGGCAACAACUCGUGCCAACCAAUCGAAUCUGGAAAAUUAUGUUGCAAAAUUAAAGAAGCAUAUAACACAAAAACAAUCAGAUUCCAAAGACUCAAGUACAAAUACAUCUGAAAAUGAAGGAAAGAAGGAUUUAAGUGAUACUUUUAGCAUUUCAAGUGAGAAAAGUAUAUCUCCUGCUGAAAUGUGUCCAAAUUGCAAAGUAAUUGCAGAUAAAACUAUAGAAAAGAAAGUAGAUUUAAUGAAAAAGCAGUCACUUAAACGUGAUAAAACAAUUCAAGGAUUGACUGAAAUUUUGUACAGGAAAGAGAAAGAUUUAAAAUAUUUCAGAAAUAAACUGGGUGAGAAAGAAGCUCUUGAUCAAUUAUUAAAGCUAGUCAAGCAGUCAGUCAAUAGUGCCAUUACUACAACAGAAAUUGAUCAAACUGUGAUAACUAAUUUAUCCAUUGCUCUUCGAAAGUAUUUGUCUACGUAUCAAGACAAAGAAGAAAUAGAAUCACUAGAAAAUAGCAUUGAGUCAUUUGAAAAACAUUAUUUGCAAUGGUUAACAAUGAUGCAAAAUAAAUCUGUUAAUAAAGAGGAGAGUUCACUUGAGGAAACUAAUGAUGAUAUGAAAAAAGAAUUGGCUUCCCUUCAUCAAGCAGUUAAGGAUAAAAAUUUAUUCAUACAGGAACUCUUGACUGAACGAAAAAAUGCUGUGACCGAGAACAGUAAAAGUGUAGAAAAUUUAUUGAAUAAUUUGAAACAAAAAGAUAUUUAUAUCCAAGAUUUACAAUCAAAAUUGGAAGAACUUGAAAAAUGCUUAAAGAAAGAAGAGAAUAUUAAAGAAAAGGAUUUAAUUCAGUCGAAAGUUGAUAUUACGGAAUUGAUGAACAAAAAGGAAGAAUUGGCAUCUGAUAACGAAAAAUUAAAGUUGGAGCAUUCUAAAAUUAAAGAGAAGCUUGAUGCUGUUUUAAGACAAAAAGAUAAUGAAAUAGAAAGACUUAAUGAACUUUGUGAAAAAUUACAACACAAAACUGAAGAAUUAGAAUUUGAAAUUGAUGAAAAAAUGGGAGAAUUGCAUGAAUGCGAAAAGGAAAGAGACAGUUUAAAAGAACAGUUUUCUUUGCAGAAAGAGAAAGCAAUAGACAUUGUAAAUUAUGAAAAAGAAAUUGAAUUGGUGAAAGAGCAGUUUGAAAAUAUAAAAUUGGAAUUAGAAAAUACAAAAUUAGCGAAUAAUACUUUACAAAAUGCGAUUACAGAAAAAGAUAAUUUGUUGGAAAUCGUUAAUAAAAGGCAUAUAGAAUUGCAGAAUGAAUAUAUUAAAAGUCAACAUAGUUUAACUGAAAAAGAUAAAUUAUUCUGUGAACUUAAAACAAAACUAGAAGAAAUGACAUCCGAUUUCAGUAAAAUAAAAAAGAUAAAACAGUUUGAAAGUGAUGAACUAGGAAGGUUACGAAAUGAAGGAAAAAUAGCAAUAGAUGCAAAAGAAAAACAAAUACAAGAAUUAAAAUGUUUGUUACAAGAAAAAACAUUAAUGAUUGAUGCACUGAAUGUUGAAUUAGAAUUGAAAGAGAAUGUAGCUGAACAAUUACAUGACAGUGAACACCAUAAAUCAGUUAAUAGGAAAGAUUUCAAAAUUAUGAGUAAAAGGAAUUCUUUGAAUAAAUUUGUGUCACAAUUGAAAAGACACAGUCUUCCUGUAUAUGUAGAAACUGAGAAAUGUUUUUCAAGACUAUUGGGCCAAAAUUUAACAAGUUUUGGACAGUCUGAUGAUAUUUAUGUUCUAAAAGAAGAAAUCUGUUUUCUUAUUCUUAAGAUAGAAAAUUUGGAACAGCAGAUUCAGGAGAGUAAUGGUGGCGUUGGUAGCAAUUUAAACCUGCUUUCUGGUGUUUCAGAAGUAUUUCCAAAUUCUUCUUUAAAUAAAACUGCAAAGACUCUGCAUAUUCUUCAUGCACAUAUAGAAGAAUUGGCUAAUUUCUUAGAAUGUCUUCUUCGCUUUGAUUCUGAUGGUCAAUUGGAUAUUAGUUUAUUAACUCCAAAAAAUGUUGCCAGAUUGAAAAAAUACCUUGCCGAUAGUAAAGAAUUAUCACAAUCUUUUUCUGCAAGUUUGUUAGGAGAAGAAUUUUCAUUUAUAGAUAAUUCAUUAGAUUUGGAACCUUCUAAAGAUAUUGGAAAGCUUAAAGAUUGGACAGAGAUAGAAAAAAUUGCUGACGAGAAAACAGAGAAUUUAAAAAAUCAGAUGGCCGAAUGUCAUGCUGCACUUCAAAAUAAAGUUCUAGAAUGUAAUAAUUUAAUACAGACCAAAGAAAUGCUAGAGAGAGAAUUAUUAGUGUGUCAAGAGGAACUAGCAUCAUGUAGAGAAAUGUUGGAGGAACUGAAAAUAAAAUUAGAAGAUAAGGAUAAGAAUUAUCAAAAAUUAUUAAUUGCUAAAGAUCAGCUUGAAUUAAAAGAUAAUGAAAAUUGUACACUGCAUAGAGAAGUUCAUAGGAAGUUAGUCAGUCUGAGUAAUCUUGUAGAAAACAUGCAAAAACGAUUAGCCGAAGAAGAAAGGAAAGUAGUCACAAUCAGUAAAGAAAAAUCUGAAUUGGAACGACAAUUGAAUAAAGUUGUUGUUGAAAUGGAACAGAUUCAACAUCUGAAUCUUCAAUUACAGAAUGAAUUGAAAGAAAGAGAAAUCAUAUGUAAUGAAUUUGAAAGUAAACUCCAAAAUGAAAUAGAAGAAAAAAAAUUAAUUUCUGAAAAUUUAAAGCAAAAACUUGAAAAUGAAAUACAAGAAAAACAAUUAAUUAGUAAGAACUUUGAAGAAAAAUUAGAAAAUGAAAUUAAAGAGAAAACAAUAAUUUGUCAAAGUUAUGAAGAAAAACUUCAGAAUGAAUUAAAAGAAAAAAAAUUAAUUUUCCAAGAUUAUCAAGAGAUUAAGAAUUUGUUAGGUUCUCUCCAACAGAAUUGCAUUCAAUUAAAAUCUGAACUAGAAGGACGUAUCAGUUCAGAGAAAGAAUUAAUUAAAGAGAAAACAUUAUUAGAGAGAGAUGUUUAUUGUAGAAAUGAACAAAUAAAAGAUUUGGAACAGUCACUUAAAAAUUGUGAAAAGGAACUAGAAGAAAAGCAGUUAAGUUGGCAAACAAAUGAAAAGGAGAAUAUAAAACACAUUGAAGAAUUACAAGAGGAAAAAAAUAGGUUGAACAAAAGACUGCAGAGCACUGAAAAAGAGCUGUUUGAUAUACAAAACUUAUGUACCGAUCUCAAAACACAAAUUCAUGAAUUUAACAUGAAAUCAAAACUUAACAAGAAAGAAGAAUUUGUUAAAGAAAUGCAAUAUCUCAGGAAGGAGUUGAAACGGAAUUUACAUUCUAACAAAAAAUUGUGUGAUAAAAUGGAAAAGCUUCAAUGUUAUGAACAAACGUAUAAAGAAUCAAGCGAAUCAGAUAUUCCCACUCGUCUAAUGGAUACAGAUGGUCUCAGAAGGUCAUCUCGGAUGUCUAUGGAAAUUUUGAAAGAUCGUACAAAUCUAUCUCAAAAUUAUAAAAUGAAAUGGCGAUCCUGGGAUAAUCUUAGCAGAGCGACUGACUUCAGUCAUGUAAAUUUGCCAAAGGAAAAAGGAUUCAAGUUAAUUCACAAUGUUGAAGAUUCAGUAGACCAGUCUCACUACACUUCACCAGAUCUGGGUAUUGAUUCCGAUCCUUCUCAGGAUUCCAAAAUCCAUAAGCCAUUGGAUGAAAAUCAAAAUAAGGUUAUAGAGAAGGAAUCUGCGGCUAUAGAAAGUUUAAAGUCAUUAUCAUUGUCUAAAGGUUGUAGUUUUCAAGAUAAACUUGUAGGUCAAGCACUAUAUGCAGUUUCUCAAUUGCAAGACUAUGAAUUACUUAAGAAGGAAAUCGAAGAAAGCUUGGUAUUAAUCAAGGGCGUGCAGGCAAGGAUUAAAGAUCGUCUAAUCACAUUUUCUUCUAAGAAUAGUCCUGGAAAGAGUUUAGAAUAUAGCACACUGAAAGAGAUUAAUAGUAGUUGUGCAAGUUUAGAAGCAUAUUUGGAGGAGAGUUAUCAUCUUGUCAGUUCAUUUUGGAUCACAUCUAUACCUCAGACAAUAACAGAUGAUAAAACUGAUUCAACAACACAGAAUGAUUUAUUAGAAGAACUUGAAAUUUCUAAAAGUCAGUUGAGGAAAUUGACAAAGGAAUUGAAAGAGGCUAAUGAUAAGAUUUAUGCUAAUGAAAGACGUAAAGAAAAAAUGGAAAAAGCCAUUAACCAUCAAUUAUUGAAAACAAGAAGAGUCUUAACAGAAGCCAAAGGAAAUUUAGAGAAACACAAGUUACCCGAAAAUUCGUCCAGUAAAAGUAGAGUCUGUAAAUAAAAAUGCAAACCAACGAAUGUAAAUAGAAGUUUCCGUCCGAAAUAUACCACGGCUCUGUAGAUACAGAUCUUAUCAAAUGUAUAACUUGCCAAACUCGAAAUGUGCCACAUUUUGAAGCAACUCAAUUAACAAUUAUAUUUAUUAACUAAGCAACAAAAAAUAUUGUGAUAAACAAACUGAAUGGGACCAUAAUUUGUAGAUACUUUAAAUAAAAAUACUUUAGAAUU
Molecule: messenger RNA, 4633 nt
Organism: Centruroides sculpturatus (bark scorpion)
Lineage: Eukaryota; Metazoa; Arthropoda; Arachnida; Scorpiones; Buthidae
Product: putative leucine-rich repeat-containing protein DDB_G0290503
Exons: 20
Coding region: 264-4406 (1380 amino acids)
Source: RefSeq, a predicted model, not a curated record